Molecule: messenger RNA, 339 nt
Organism: Rotaria sp. Silwood1
Lineage: Eukaryota; Metazoa; Rotifera; Eurotatoria; Philodinida; Philodinidae
Source: the annotation of a GenBank genome assembly
AUGGAUUGGAUUAAAAAUAAUACUCUUGUACUUUAUCCUGAGGAUAAUCUUGAUUUACAACAAUAUUGUUCUUCGUCAUCAUCUUCACAAAAAUCAUCUUAUACACUUUAUUCAAUUAUUAAUCAUGAUGAUUCAUUGAAUGACGGACUUUAUACAAUAUUUUGUCGAGAUAUUAUGAAUAAUCAACAACAAUGGUUUGAAUUUGAUGAUGAAAUAAUAAAAUAUUUACAUUCAGAUAAAUUAUGUUUCAAUUCAAAAGCAUAUCUCUUAUUCCUAUAUGGUGAAGUAGACAAUAGAAUCAACGAAAAUGCAGUUUUUGUAAAAUUAUUUUUAAUUUGA